Messenger RNA from Vigna umbellata (rice bean), 537 nucleotides. NCBI's taxonomy places the organism in Eukaryota, Viridiplantae, Streptophyta, Magnoliopsida, Fabales, Fabaceae. The record is from RefSeq and is a predicted model, not a curated record.
AUGGCUGAUAUGGAAAUAGUUCUUCCAGAAAAGAAAAACCCUGGAUUAACACCAAUGGAUUGGGUCAAGUUUCUUGGAUCAGCUAUAGUUGGGCUGGUUGCUGUAGUUAGUUCACUUGAAAUGCCUUCAGCUGAUUGGUGGGUCAUCAUUGCUGUUCUAUCCACUGUAAUUGGUUAUAUUGCCAAGACAUACUUCACUGCUGCUGUUGGUGCGAAAAACUGUCAAUGUAGUUCCGAUUUAAGGUUGCUUAUUAUCGUCAAAGAGGUAAUAGUUUCAUUCUUUAUUCUGAUGGAACAGGGCAAAGCUACACGACAGGAUCUUGAUCAAUGGUGUGAGGAACUAAUCAAAGAAGAGUUUGGUGAGGAUUGUAAUUUUGAUGUGGAUGAUGCCGUUGAGAAAUUAGAGAAAUUGGGAAUUGUUAAUCGGGAUUCUGUUGGUCGGUAUCAAUGCGUUGGGCUAAAACGGGCUAACGAAAUCAUUGGCACCACUACUGAAGAGCUUGUCCUCAAAGCAAGACAGGGAAACAUGGCUCCUUGA